This is a messenger RNA of Cyphellophora europaea CBS 101466, 720 nucleotides long. RefSeq lists its product as uncharacterized. The record is from RefSeq and is a predicted model, not a curated record. Bases 1 to 720 code for a protein of 239 amino acids. Gene Ontology annotation, cellular component: endomembrane system. NCBI's taxonomy places the organism in Eukaryota, Fungi, Ascomycota, Eurotiomycetes, Chaetothyriales, Cyphellophoraceae. Gene Ontology annotation, biological process: vacuolar proton-transporting V-type ATPase complex assembly. The transcript has a single exon.
AUGGUACUCUUGACCGCAACGCCUAAUGUGUUCUGCGCCAUCUCUUCCAUUCCACCUUCUGCAUUGCCCUCAGACCUGCCAGACAUUGCUGGCGCGCCCAUCGCACACAAUACGCUGGUCGCUAUUGCCCGCUUAGCACGCCAGCAUGGCGCAGAUUAUACGCUGGAUUCACUGCUGAAGGGCUCGCGAGUCUAUGUCCCGCCUCCUGCUCCCAAGCCACAGAAGUCACCAGAGUAUGUUGCGCUCAUGGACCGGCUCCGCAAGGAGCAGGAAAUGAGAGAGUACCGAAAGCUAGUGUCGAAGACACAGGGCAUGGAAGGGGCAGACGAGGAGGAUAAGGACGACAUCACACCAUCACUCGUCUUCAACGUACUACUGUCCGUUGUUAUGUGUGGUGUCGCCAUGUUUCACAUGACCCGAUGGUGGGCGAAUGAUGCUGUGAGGGUGCUGGUGUCGAUGUUGGUUGCAGUGAUUGUGGGCGUGGCGGAAGUGGUAGUAUAUGCUGGCUACCUGCGGAACCUGAAGCGCAACAAAGCCAAGGAAAAGGCCAAGAUGGAGAGGAAGGAGGUGGUCGGAGAAUAUCAGAACGCAGGCGAUGAGAUGCCAUUGACGGUCGUUGAAGAGAAAGAAACGAUUUGGGGCAGAGGCAAGCACGGAGGUAUGCGACGGCGAGUACGCGAUAGAUGGGAAAAAGAGCAAGGUGAAGAAAGUGAAGAAUAA